Molecule: messenger RNA, 659 nt
Organism: Mytilinidion resinicola
Lineage: Eukaryota; Fungi; Ascomycota; Dothideomycetes; Mytilinidiales; Mytilinidiaceae
Exons: 1
Coding region: 236-568 (110 amino acids)
Source: RefSeq, a predicted model, not a curated record
GCAGUCUGGGGUGCGGGCUAUUCUUGAGACGAAGUGUUCUGGAAGAGCACCAGCAACCCAGAACGCAUAGCCGGCCGCGUUUGCUGCUGUCAGUACGUAUGCACGCUGGAGAUCGGGUCGACCGUAGAUUGCGUCUUCACAUGAAACCCAGGGCUGCCCGCGCGGUCCAUGCGGCGGCGUUUUAUCACAACAGUGCAGCUAUAUCAGAACACUGCAUCCAAUCUAGGCACGGCGGAUGUGCUGUAGGUGUGUGUGGCGUGCGGCCCGUUCCUCGGCCUGGCUGGCGCAGGCUAUGUACGCAGGAUGGGCGAACGAAACAUGUCGCCGUUGCAGCAGGCUUGCUCGAGGCGCUGUGCUCGCUGUGCCGCUGCGGUGCAUGAUGCCAGAGACUGAGGGAGGAUUCAGCGCCCACCACUCCACUUAUCGUCGCCCUGUCCAGCUGUCCAGCCCGUCGCCGCCAUUGGAGCUUGGGCAGCAUUCCAGCAGCGUCCCCGCCUGUCCAUCUGGAUGCUCCCGCCGCCCUCCCGCCGCGCUGCUGCUGCUGCCCUCGGUGCUGCCAGUCCGCUGACUUCGGCCUGCCGUGUCAAUAUCAGAUCUGAUAUUGGGCCCGCCAAGCUCCCCCUCGGCGGGCAGCCGUUGAGAAGCACAGGUGCCCAGGC